Molecule: messenger RNA, 1650 nt
Organism: Hemibagrus wyckioides
Lineage: Eukaryota; Metazoa; Chordata; Actinopteri; Siluriformes; Bagridae
Exons: 9
Coding region: 331-1428 (365 amino acids)
Source: RefSeq, a predicted model, not a curated record
GGUAAGUGUCAAAAUGUCCCUCUGCGAUGUUUUCUCAUCUCUCUAGUAAAACAUUAACAGAAUAUUAUUUCUAAUCCACAGCUGAAGGAAUCCCUGAAAUGUCCUUCUUUUCUCCUUUAGUCUGAUAGUACGACGUGGGAUUUUGCAGCUACAGCCACCAUUUUGCGUGUAAAACAUCUGAGGAAGUUGGGGUCAGAGCGCAGGGGCAGCUAUGAUACAGCGCCCCUGGAGCAGAGAGUGUUAAGGGCCUUGCUCAAUUGCCCCACAGUGGAGCUUGAACCCAGAUCCUCCGAUCAACCACCCAGAGCCUUAACCGCUUGAGGGAUCAGGAUGAACUACAUUAUGAAACUUCCUGUUGUAGCGGCUGCAAUAUUUGUAGCUGUUCCAUACAGCCUCUCACUUACUGCCCAGUGGUUGCGUGGAUGGCCUGAUAAACCCGGCUACAAGAAGUAUAUAGAGGCUCUCAGACCCAGGAGAAUAUACGGUGUGACGAAGGCGCUGCUGGAAAUGAUGAAGUAUCUGAGGUACAGCAGGUUGUAUUUUCAGUGGAAACUCUGGUACAAGAAAAGCAAUAAUAAGCAAUGUGUGAAAGGCAUUCCCUUUGGUCACAGAGGCAACAAAUUAGACUUGUAUCAUUCUCCAAGACUGGAGCAAUCAGACACAGAGCUCAUCCCAGUAGUAGUGUUUGUCUAUGGAGGAGCCUGGGGCUCAGGAGAGAGAUCCAUGUACUGUCUGCUUGCUCUACAAUUGGCUAAAGAGCUUAAUGCUUCAGUGAUUUGCCCAGAUUAUUCCACAUAUCCAAGGGGGAAUGUUUUAAAUAUGGUCCAGGACAUAAGCGACAGUCUGAUGUGGGUGAGAGAGAAUGGACAUUCCUUCCAUCUCGACAAAGAUAACAUAGUGUUAAUAGGCCACUCAGCUGGAGCUCAUCUGUGUGCACUGACCACGCUGUUUCUGCUGGAAGGUGUGGGGUCGCUGUUCAUCGAGCCGCUCACUCAGAAAGAAAUGGUGAACUCGAUUAAAGGCAUCAUAGGUUUGAGUGGCGUGUACGAUAUAAUGGAGCAUUAUGAACACGAGAAGACGCGAGCUGUUGAAUACAUCUCCGCUAUGCACAGAGCCAUGGACGGUAUCCAGAACUUUGAGCACUACUCACCUACAGCUCAUAUCAGGAAGCUAAACAAGGAUCAGUUAAAAAGAGUUCCUCCAGUAGGGUUAAUCCACGGCACUGAUGACGUCAUCGUUCCAGUGGAGUCGUCGGUGCGACUGUGUGAGCUCCUCACUUCGCUCUCGGUCACUGCCACCCUGUACCUCCUGCCCAAUAUCAAUCACACUGAGGUGGUCACAGAUCUCAUGGCACCAGACAGACGCUUUCAUCACACAGUGUUUGGCUGUGUCAAACAGGAAUACCGCAAAUUUAUUACCACAUCGUAAUUUAUGGCUUUUUAUAUCACCAUGCUCCUUUUGCUCUAUGGAAUAAACCCAAGGAAUUUCAUACAGAUUAAGAAUUAUAAUAUAUAUCAUAAUAAUACAUAGAAUUUGUUCUAAUGUAUAUCAGGAAUGUUUUAAUCUGGAUGGAAUAUUGGACAAAAAUAUAUUAGUUUCUUAUCUGAUGAAAUGUAUUUUGCUCUCAGUGGACAUUAUUAAACCAAAAUG